AUGCUGCUACAGAACCUCGUCGAUUCGGCCGAUGCAACCUACGACCGCCAGAAGAAGCGCAAGAUUUCGGCGCUCCCGAUCCGAAUUGAGGACCCCAUUCCCUCUGACAUCGCCAUAUCGCGAAAGCAACACCCAAAGCAGAUUACGGCUGUAGCAAAGGAGGUCGGAAUUCUGCCUCACGAGCUGGAGCCGUAUGGCGCCACAAAGGCAAAGGUCGAUCUAUCACUCCUGAAGCGCCUCGAGCAUCGCCGGAACGGAAGGUACAUUCUGAUUGCUGGUAUCACACCGACACCCCUGGGAGAGGGCAAGUCGACCACCACCAUUGGUGUAGCACAGGCAUUGGGCGCACAUCUUGGCAGGAUAUGCUUCGCCAACGUGCGACAGCCUAGCAUGGGUCCUACCUUUGGUAUCAAGGGUGGAGCUGCCGGUGGAGGAUACAGCCAGGUCAUUCCUAUGGAUCAGUUCAACCUCCAUCUCACUGGUGAUAUCCACGCCAUCACUGCAGCAAACAACUUGCUCGCAGCUGCCAUCGAGACGCGCAUGUUCCACGAAAACACACAAAAGGAUGCUGCCCUGUACAAGCGAUUGGUACCGGCCAAAAAGGGCAAGCGUGAGUUUGCGCCCGUCAUGUUCCGUCGUCUCAAGAAGCUCGGUAUCGACAAGACCAACCCAGACGAUCUGACUGAAGAGGAGAUUACCAAGUUCGCCAGAUUGGAUAUUGACCCUGAGACCAUCACCUGGCGACGAGUUCUCGAUGUCAAUGACAGACAUCUGCGCAAGAUCACCAUUGGUCAAGCACCGACGGAGAAGGGUCAGACCCGUGAGACUGGAUUCGACAUUUCCGUCGCCAGCGAGUGUAUGGCUAUCCUUGCCCUCAGCAAGGACCUUUCAGAUCUUCGCGAGCGUCUCGGCAGCAUGGUCGUUGCCAGCUCGCGUGCAGGCGACCCUGUCACUUGUGACGACAUUGGUGCUGGUGGUGCCUUGACUGCUCUACUAGUGGACGCUAUCAAGCCCAACAUGAUGCAGACGCUUGAGGGAACCCCCGUAUUUGUACAUGCUGGUCCAUUCGCAAACAUCAGUAUUGGUGCCUCGUCAGUCAUCGCCGACAGGCUUGCUCUCAAGCUGGCUGGUACUGAGCCGGAUGAGGACCACGACGCGCAGACUGGUUUCGUCGUCACUGAAGCUGGCUUCGAUUUCACCAUGGGAGGUGAGCGCUUCUUCAACAUCAAGUGCCGCUCUUCCGGCCUCGUACCCGACACAGUCGUCAUCGUCGCCACAGUCCGAGCCCUCAAAAACCACGGCGGCGGCCCCGACAUCAGCCCCGGCGCCCAGCUACCCGAAGUCUACCGCACCGAGAACAUUGACAUUCUCCGCGCUGGCUGCGUCAACCUCAAGAAGCACAUUGAAAAUGCAAAGCAAUACGGCGUCCCCGUCGUCGUAGCCAUCAACCGCUUCGCAACCGACACGCAAGCCGAAAUCGACGUCAUCCGCGAAGAAGCAAUCGCCGCUGGAGCCGAAGACGCAAUCCCCGCCAACCACUUCGCAGAAGGCGGAAAAGGAGCCGUAGACCUCGCCCGCGGCAUCAUCGCCGCCUCGGCAAAACCCAAACCAGACUACAAGCUCCUCUACGACACUUCCUCGGGUACAGUCCAGGAGCGCAUGGAAAUCAUCGCAAAGCGCAUGUACGGCGCCGACGCCGUCGAGUUCAGCGAGCUCGCCCAGAAAAAAGUAGACACCUACGUCAAGCAAGGGUUUGGUAACCUACCCAUUUGCGUAGCAAAGACUCAGUACUCGCUUAGUCAUGAUCCUAGUCUCAAGGGUGCGCCCACGGGCUUCACGGUUCCUAUUCGUGAUGUUAGGAUGGCUGCUGGUGCUGGAUAUCUUUAUGCGCUUGCGGCGGAUAUUCAGACUAUUCCUGGACUGCCGACUGCGCCUGGCUAUCUUAAUAUCGAUGUUGAUGUUGAGAAUGGGGAGAUUGAUGGUAUGUUUUAG
Molecule: messenger RNA, 1992 nt
Organism: Pyrenophora tritici-repentis Pt-1C-BFP
Lineage: Eukaryota; Fungi; Ascomycota; Dothideomycetes; Pleosporales; Pleosporaceae
Product: C-1-tetrahydrofolate synthase
Biological process (GO): tetrahydrofolate interconversion
Cellular component (GO): cytosol
Molecular function (GO): formate-tetrahydrofolate ligase activity; ATP binding; methenyltetrahydrofolate cyclohydrolase activity
Source: RefSeq, a predicted model, not a curated record